AUGGCUGAACAAGACGCAAAUAAUUCUUCUAAUUCCUUUAAAAAUGAAAGUAACCCAAAUCCAGAAAAUGUUUCUGGUUCUGAAAAUGAAGAAUUAAAUCCUUCAGUUAAUGAAAGAAUUAUACAACCUGAAAAUGAAAAUUACGAAAUGGAAUCUUAUUUAUCUUCUUAUGAGUCUCCGGCUAAAAAGGAAGAAAAUCCAUUUUCUUUUAAAAAAUUUUUAAAUCAAGAUUUAUCUGGUCAAAGGAAUAAAGGUGCCAGAAAAAAAGUAUAUCCAACAGCUAGUCUAAGUUCAACAAAAUCCCAUUUAACAGAUCCUAGGUCAAGCAGAAGUCAAUCAGAAGGGAAUUCCAGAGUCAUUGGAAAUAAUGAUGUGUCAUCAGUCCUGCCAGAUUUUGUUCAAGAUCAUUUGGUUAUAGAACAAUGUUACCUCAAUGGUAGUUCUUCUAUAAAUAUAGAUAAUUUAAAUCUUCAAAAUUUGCCAGAUUUAAAUUUAGAACACCAAAACAUUCAUUUUUUAUCUAAUUCUGAUAGAAGUAAUAAUCAAUCUAGACAACCUCUAAAUUCUUAUUCGAAUAACUUGCCAGAUUUUACAUUAGGCGUAAGAAAUAUUGGAUCUGUUUCUCAGUCGCAUUCUAAAAGUGAUAAGCUACCUGAUUUUACUCUCAAUGCAGGAACCAGUUUAGAAUUUAAUAAUGAUAAUAAUGUUAGUUUUACAAAUAAAGGAGCGAGAAGAAGAAAUAAUGGAAAUGAAAUUAAUGAAUCUAGUCAUUCAAAUAGAUCUAGACCACAAAUGUCUUCUUCUCCAUCUGUCCCUCUUGACCUUCCCUCUUAUGACAAUACCAAUGAAUCUAAUCCUAAUUUACCUAAUAUUCCUUUUGAUUUAACCAUACCAGUUGAAGAUAAAAGCUGUGGUAGCAGAUGUCAAGGUCCUCCUGAAACAGUGUCAAAAAGCCUUCCUGAUUUUUUAUCCGAUGGUCCUAUCAAAAAAGAAAUGGAUGAUAAUUUAAAAAAUAAUAGAGGGAAUAUUCCAUUACAUUCAAAUAAUGUGACAUUUCCCGAAACGACUACCACUAGAUUUGAACAUGAUAGAUUAUUAAGGGAAGUAGAUUCAUUAAGAUGUCAAAUAGUUGAAAAAAACAGAAGAAUUGAAUUAUUAGAAUCGGAACUUGAACAUUUACAAAGUACAGACCAAAGAGAAGCAGCAAGUUUAGAAUUUGCUUUUAAAGAAGUCGAAAAUAAUUUGAAACAUACAACAAAAAGAGCAAUAAAUGCUGAGGAUUUAGUUUAUAAAUUAAAACAGGAAAACAAAUCGCUUAAAUCAGAAAUCUCUAUGUUAAGAUCAGAAAAUAUGAAUCUUAGGUUAGGUAAAUUUGAAUCGCACAAUUUGGAAUCAAGAGAAAGUAAAAAUCACAAAUUAGCUAAAGAAUUAAGAAUGGCUUCUAACAUGGCUGAAAAUUCAUUGAGAUCAUUGUUAAGUGGAAUUCAGCAUUUAAGAACGAUUGCUUCUUCAAUGGAAAAUUUAAGUAAAAUUCCAGAAAAUGCUGAAGUUUGUGAGACUAUUAGUAAGAGAGUAGAGCAAGUUUAA
Messenger RNA from Pediculus humanus corporis (human body louse), 1587 nucleotides. RefSeq lists its product as uncharacterized. Bases 1 to 1587 code for a protein of 528 amino acids. Gene Ontology annotation, biological process: positive regulation of cilium assembly; positive regulation of protein localization to cilium; regulation of cytokinesis. Gene Ontology annotation, cellular component: midbody; ciliary basal body; centrosome. Lineage: Eukaryota; Metazoa; Arthropoda; Insecta; Psocodea; Pediculidae. The record is from RefSeq and is a predicted model, not a curated record. The transcript has 5 exons.